Messenger RNA from Hylaeus volcanicus, 11035 nucleotides. RefSeq lists its product as uncharacterized. The record is from RefSeq and is a predicted model, not a curated record. NCBI's taxonomy places the organism in Eukaryota, Metazoa, Arthropoda, Insecta, Hymenoptera, Colletidae. Bases 137 to 4327 code for a protein of 1396 amino acids. The transcript is spliced from 12 exons. Gene Ontology annotation, biological process: signal transduction.
GCGGUUGAACGGGAAUGGUAUAGUGGUAUCCAAGUGGACGACCGUGCGAGUCGUCGAUCGGUGAUAUCUGUGUCGUAAGAGUAAAAACAAUUUCGCGAAAGUGGUUCGCGUGGCGAGGAAGGAAAAGGACGCGACGAUGGCGGAGCGUCCUGGAGGCAAAAGGCGUUCGCGUCGCGACAGUGCGGAGACAUCGGGCUCCGUACGCGGCACACCGCCAACGUCGAAGGAUCGAAGGACUAAACGGUCGAGUAAGCCGUCGAAGGAGCGAUGGCUUCUCACCAGAAAGACCUGGCGGUACAUGGCGGACGCUGGCAGACGCUUAAUCCCGGAUGGAACGCACAACAGGCCCGAGGAUAUUCCGAAGAUAGAGCAAUAUUUUCAGGAAGUGUGUCAGAAGGAGCCAAAAUUCCUGUUGUGGAGAAAGGCUUCCUAUCCGGGAACGUUAGGCUUUCGAUCCCAGAGGCGUCGAAGAGUCAUCAAAGGCGGUAGUUGUCGAACGAAAGCCAGCUCGGCUGACGAAUCGGACGAUGUCAGGAGUUCACCUCGAGGCUUCGUCCUUCAUACCACAACCGCUGGGAAAUUCGACCUAGCGAAAGCCAAAAGGGAGUGGUUGCUGACGUCCGAAGGAGGUAGUAUGCCGUCGAGUCCUGUGGAACGCAGGAAGUUUCAGCAGGAGGACGCGGAUGCCAAGGCGUUGGCAGACAUGUUGCAGAAGUACCUGAACAUGCAGAGCGACGUCGCUGGUACGACGAAAACAGCUGGCAGAUCGGAAAUUCCUGGCCAGGUCGAAGGAAGGGAACUUUUCGACUAUCAGAGCUUGAUAGACAAGCUUCAGCAGCACCUGGAUUUGAUGGUGACUCAAGCCAAACUAGAGGAACUGUCGGUUAGACGAUCUUCCUCGGACAAGGACAUCCAAAAUGUUCCGAAAUCUAUGCAAACGUAUCAGGGCGAUUACGUGCACAAGUCCUUAAUGGAAACUAUUAGUCGUUAUUACAGCAAGUCAGGUACUCGGGAACACGUAAUCUCGGACAUUUUGACCGAUCGAAAACUCUUAGAAAAAUUGUACUUCGAUCUGAGGUGCACCAGGGGCUUCAGAGGUCCACGUGCCACGGGCGCUUACACGUCACCAUCUAGUCGCUGGUGGACCCAUCAGCGAACCAGAGUGCCGACGAAGGAUUCCGAGGAUUGGCUAUCGACUAGAAGAGACCAUAAUCGAGAUCCUCUCUCACCCCCACUUCUGAUAGCCGUCCAAGAGCCCAGCACCGAUCGCGGUCCGAUAGAUAACGGUGUUCAAACUGAUCCUGUUCCUCGGGAAGUUCUCGAUGCUAACCUCCUAGAGAGGGAGGAGCCGUUGAAGGAAACGUCUAUGCAGAAGUCUGGUGGUCGCAGGCGGAGUAGCGUGGACAACGAUGACGUUUCACCUUCUGUGAGCGAUACCAUCAAAAGGUACCUUCGAAUGGCUAGAAAGAAGUCCAUGGACGCGGACAAGGUUGACAGGUUUAAACGGGUGAACUAUGACAGAAAUCUUCGGAAUAUCAAGGCCAAAGGCGAGACCACGAAGCUGAGCGACGACGACAGCAACAAUAAGGGCUGUCAAACGGAGGACAAUUGGGCUGUUAAUUAUAGAGAAAUGUCUUCCGCGGAGAAUCCGUUUGAGAAUCUGUCCGACGCCGACACAACCACCUCACCUCCGAGCAGGAACGCGAGCUCGAGAAGCAGCAUCGACGCUGGUCUCGGCUCCGAGGAUCCACUUACCCCUAAGCAUCAUCACCAUCAUCAAUCCUUCCUAUCCCAUCUCCUGCACGGUUCCAACGCGCACAAGGAUAAACCGCAUUCGGCUCCCGGUUCGCCUGCACUUACGUCAUCGUCGACAAAUUCCGCAGGUGGCACAGCGAUGCAGAAGAGCAAGUCCUCGAGCAGCGUGGUGCAUCACGGCAGCCGAUUGGUGGCCAAGAAGAUAUGGAGGUCCAGGAGCAAGAGUACUUCGAGGGCGUCCAAUCAACCCUCUGUCUGGACGCCUCAGGGAAAAUGCACGUGGGCAGGGACUGCUGGGCGACGAGUCACUUUGCAGGAUACUCCACUCAGGUCACUGUCAGAAAUUGAGAGGAAGGUCCUCUGCAAGGUAGCCGUAGCGAAACUUCAGGCCCUCAAUCUAGGUGUUCACAUCAGGCCACCGAGUGAGUCUCUCGGUAGCAGUGCAGUAGUCACGAAGCCCAAGAGAAGAGCGCCUUUAUUGAAGAGAAAAGCUCUCACAACAGGGUUCUUCGAUAACAAAGGAAAAGACGACAAGGAAAAGGAUUCGUCAGGUGGCCUGGUAUUUGGCAUACCGCUCUCGCAGUGUUUGGAGAACGACAGGAUCGCCCGAAUUGCUGCUGGCGAGAUCGUCGACGUCGGUUGCCUGUCGAGGAGCAGCAGACACGGCAGCAGGACGAGUUUCACGAGCCUAAUCGAACCGACUGUCGCAGCAAAGACCGACGAUGGUGGCUCGUGCGAGUCUCUGUCGUCGAAAGGAGCUCUGACUGGAAGCGAUUCUGGAGUCCUGGAACUCAGCGACAGCGGUGGAGGGGGCCCUCCAGGAGAAUGGGACGCUGUACCAGCAGUGGUCAGACAAUGCAUCAGGCAUUUGGAAAACACGGGACUUCGAACGCUAGGCGUAUUUCGGGUGUCGCCAUCGAAGAAGAGAGUGAGACAGUUAAGGGAAGACUUCGAUUGCGGCCGUGAGACAAAAAUUGGCCCCGAUCAAUGUCCUCAUGACGUUGCAGCCCUGUUGAAAGAGUUUUUUCGGGAUCUGCCAGAUCCUCUACUUUGCAGGGAUCUGUACCAAGCCUUCGUUCAUACACAAAAGAUCCGGAACAGGCGACUUCAGCAAGAAGCUCUUCAGCAUCUCAUUCAGCUGCUGCCCACGCCGAACCGCGAGACUCUCUGGGCACUUUUGAACUUUCUCAGUGUGGUGGCGGCAAACAGCGACGAUCAGAAGACCGAAGCUGGUGACUGGGUGCCCGGGAAUAAAAUGGACUCGACUAACUUGGCGACAGUAUUCGCACCAAACAUCCUCCAUUGCGUGAAACCUGGACAAAGGUCUGAGGUGUCCGUUGAGAGGGCGGAAGAGAGAAUAGACGUAAUAAACGUGGUGAGAGCACUUCUGGAACACACAGCAACGUUGUUCAUGGUUCCAGCCGCCCUUUUGGAUGAAGUGUACUUGCACAUGAUGGACACGCAUCCAGCCGAAUUGGAUCUCGCUCUCUCUCGUCGUGCCGACGAGCAGUGCGGAGACGAGGCGGACCCGUGUAGCGAAGCUGAAACCUUUUCGAUUGAGGAGACCCUGACUACAUCGACUACGACCACAACAGGGACGACGACGUCAACGAGAAAGGUGUGGACGAGAGAGCAGUGUCUCCACCAAACAGCUGGCAUAGGUGGAGACAUAGGUCCAAGGCCGCGACGGUCAAAGAGGCCCGGAAGUCGCAGAAAGGAGGAAGGCAGAAGUAACAGCGUGGAUAGUGGUUCUAGCGAGGAUCCAGCGGAUCCUCGAAGGAGAUCCUCGCCCAUGGUAAUCACCGCUAGUCUCACCAUACCAAUGUCCGGUCCGUUCACGUUGAACCUCGACGAUCCGGACAUUCCUUACAUCGAAGAAACACCCAAGCAACCCAGCGCCCCGCCAAGAAGACAGAGGCAGCGUUCGAUUUCUGGUUGUAGCGAAGGUGGUAGGCAUGGAAGCGACAGCGCGGUGGGUUCUUCCGCUACUUUGUCAGGGGACCAGGCACCUAGUUCGCCACCUUCGUGGGCAUCCUCGCCCCCAGCGAGUCCUGACAGCGCCGUGACCGCGGUUUCGUAUAUACCUGACCAGCAAGCAGUUCUCCAAAGGGUUUCAUUUACAACUUCGAGCGAGGUGCGUCAAGUGAGCAGGUCAAACAAUCAGGAGACGUCAAGGAGCGCCGCGGCGCCCUACACGCCUAGCAUCACCAGCAUCGGUGGCGCGGUUCUGAGGUCGAAGACCGCAGACAUCGAGAGGAUGUUGCACAUCUCGAGGCCUGACGCUGGCAUGAGCGUUUCACAGCCGAGCAAAACCAGUUCCUCGACUUCCUCGGAGAGCAAAAAGUAUACCAAGAGACGUUAUACCGAUUCGAGGCACCAGACUCGUCACAUCCCUGAUUCUGACACCCUGGCAGGGAAAACCACGUCGUCGAGUGGUUCCUCGUCCUCUGCAGCGAUGUCCUCCUCAUCCUCGUUAACUGGAGCUCAAAAUCAACGCGCCGGGGCGCAGCCAGUCUGGAAACGACGGGAACUCAUUUCCAGCGCGCCCAAGGACAGAGAAAGAUACUUCUGAACAGGGAUUUCUCAUCGAUGAUCGGAUCGAAUGUCGGGAGGACCUCUUUUGGUUCUUCCUUAGCAAAGGAAGAUUACCGAAAAAUAUUCUAAUGCGACUUUCAGUCGCUCAUUCAUAUACAAAAGCGCUAAAAUCUUUACGCAACCAGAGAUCGGCGAAAUCCUUACCUGGAUAACUUUUUCAACUAACGAAACAAAAACAAAUUUUUAUCUUUGCUGGUUGUUGAAAACAAAAAGGGGAUGAAGUGUAAUGGAUGAAAAAUUGUUCCUUUCGACUUUUUUGCAUUUCUUAAUAUUUUAAAGUCCUCUGAACCGAAGAAUUAAAAAAAACAAACGACAUAAACUAAAUUUCUUUAUGAGUGCACGUGUAUAUGUAUGUUGGUGUUUGUUUUGCUUUAUAUUUUAGGAGUAAAUUCUCAGAAAAUUAUGAGAUUUAGUAUGGCAACCUUUAUAUCAGGGAUGUUAGUGUUGUUCAAUUUUUUUAUUAAAUUCUGUAUGUAUGUAGGUAUAUAAUGGGGGUCUGAUUGGAUAUUGUAUCUCAGGAAUGGUUUGUCAGAAAAUUAUGAACUUUGCAAACAGGGAUCAAACAAAUUUUGUUUUCUUUCAUCCGUUAUUCAUCGAGUUAAAAUUAGAAUAUGCUUCAUACAAUGAUUUCUCUCCCAGCGAAUAAAUAAAAAUCUGACUGUUCGAUCGGAUAAACGUUUUUCUAAUCCAAUAGAUUUUCGCCCAAUUCUGGAUGCUGAAACAUAAGACAAAAAAGAUUGAAAAAAUAAAACGAUUACGUGAAAAGUCACAUGAGCCACACAUGUUGGCGAUAUGCAUUUUAUAUAUCGGAGAUUCUUUAUUGGACUUCAUAGAUUCUACGAUACUUAUACAAAUCUCGAUACUUCUAACAAUUUUCCUAGUUUUUCUACAAUUCUCGAGAUUUUACUGUGUUGUCAUUACGUUAAACACAGUUUCGCUACAGGUAUUUUCAUGACUAAUAGACUAAACAUCUCUAGACUUACGUUCAAACACACGCAAAGUCAAUCAAGGAGUUGUACGAACAUUUAUACAUUGUAUUCAAUACAUUUUUACAAUUUAAUAGUCUAACAUGCUGCUCUAAACAAGUAGAGGAUAAUUUAGAACAUUGUUUUUCAAUGUAGGAGAUGUAACUUUAAAAGUGUAGGAGGGGGGGAUAUAUAUACUAGGUAUAUAUAUAAUAUAUAUACUACUACAAUAAUAUAUAUACUAAAGAUCCCCAAUCACACAAUCGAAAAUAUUACAAAUUUUAGUACUUCAUUGAAAUUAUUUAAGAUUCUUGUGGCUUGUAAUCCAUACUUUAUCGUUUUAUAAAUUGAUCUAACCCAACACUUCAACCAUUUAUCUACUACUUUACAAUUAUAAACAACUUUGACUUCUUUUCAGAAGCUAAACAUAAUUUAGGUUAUAGAGAGUUCAAAACAAACUAAAAUAAUAGCAAUUAUUGAAAAACUAUUUAUCUAAGAAUAGAGUUGAAGGAAUAUACAGUGGAUGUACAAAGUAUUCGUACACCGAUCAAUUUCCAAAAAAACUAUGUGAAAUUGUGAUUUAUUAACUUUUUUUUUAUAAACAGUGAUAUUCUACAUAUUCUUGGAAAUCUCUAGAAUAGAUACAGUACGAAAAGAUUAGUUAUUUUGUAUAAAUGAGAAAUCAACAAGAAAAAACAAUAAAUCGAUAGAAAUACAGAAGCAAUAAGCAAUAAUCGUACAAGUAUUAAAUUUUUAAAACUUCAUUUAAAAAAAAAAACGAAAUUUACAUUACUUUAUAAAUAAUUAAUACUUCGUGAGAUUUCCUUUUGAUUUUAUAAUUACUAGAUAGGCAUUAAAUGAACUAUCAUAAAUGUCGAUGUUAUUCGGGGUGGGAUCUUCUUUCAUUCCAUUAUUGGAGCAUUUUUUAAGUCUUUUUUUUACUGGGAAUUUAAUAUUUUCUAAUUCCCACGAAGCAAUAAACUGAUGUGCUUAUGUUACAAAUUCUACUGUAAAUUGUUCGUCAUAAGAACCGUGCUGAAUACUUAUUGCUUCUAUAUUUCUACCAAUUUUUCGUAUUUUCUUGUUAAUUUCGCAAAUUAUAUAAACUAGUAAUUGUUGUUUGAACUGUAUUCUAGAAAUUUCGGAGAAUAUGUAGAAUAUCAUUAAUUAUAAAAAAAAGAAGUUAAUAAACUACAAUUUUACAUAAAAUUUUUUUGGGAAAUUGAUCAGUGUACGAAUACAUUCUACACCCACUGUAUGAUUUAGAAGAAUAAUCAAAUAUUACGAGCAAAACGAAGACACUAUUUUUCCAAUUUAUGAAAGUCUUAAAAGCACUAAUAACGUAUAGACUGGCACUGAAGAUGGUCCAAACGUACAUUCGAUUCGAUCGUUGAAGUCUCCACAAAAGCAUAGUUACUGCCGAUCAGGCGUGGCCUGGCAAAGUGUUCCUCGACACGUUUUCUCGCAGUUGAGAAACCGUAUGUUCGGUUAUCGUGGGGUGUCUGUUGGUUCCUAGACUACCGUCCUCGCGCUCGCAAAGAUCUCUGUGACGAAACGCACGAUAACCCUCUCUGCUCUCCUGUAAUUUUCGUCGGGAUUACCGUAUAUAGAGGGUGUCCCGGGUUUCCAUGAACAAACUUGGGGAACAUAUCCUACAAGUGGAAACAAAGAAAAAGUAUUAUUUGAAGUUUGUUUAGAAACGCUUUAUUACAAAGUUAUAAGAAAAUGAAGCUAGUAUUUAUCUUAUUUGUCUAUAGUAUCUGGUAUGUAUUAGGUUGUCCCAAAAGUUUCUUUCGCUUUAUUAAUAAGUAAUACAGGCACAAUAGUUUAUGUUUUAUGUUACAUUACUGAAUUGUGCACGAUUCAUUUUGCUCCAUUACUGUUACAACAUGAAUAUCUAUGAAAUUAGAUUGUCUAUUUAUAUAAACACGACCACAUAUAAUAAAAUAAUUGAGUGCAACUCGCGAAAGAAACUUUCGGGACAACCUCAUACAUAAAUGCAGUAGGCACGGAUGAAUUCUUUUCCAUUACGGAUAUUAUGGACAGACGAAGCAACUUUUACAAGAUAGGACAUAUUCAAUUUUCAUAAUUAUCAUCUAUGCCUCCACAAAAAUCCAUAUUCCACGCGACAAAUUUUCAACACGAGUUUCGGUGUAAUGUUUGGAUGGAUAUGAUUAACGACCAGUUUAUCGGCCCUUUCUUUCUGCCUGGCAGAUUGAAUCGACUGCUUUUUCAAAAAUUCUUAUCGAACGAUUUACCAAUUUUGAUAGAAGACGUGCCACUAAUGCUUCGACAAAACAGUUGGAUAUACAGUGAGUGUAGAAAGUAUUCGUACACCGAUCAAUUUCCAAAAAAACUAUGUGAAGUUGUAAUUUAUUAACUACUUUUUUAUAAACAAUGAUAUUUUAUAUAUUCUUGGAAAUCUCUAGAAUGGAUACAUUACAAAAAAAAAACAGUUAUUUAUAUAAUUUGCGAAAUUAACAAGAAAAAACAUAAAUCGAUAGAAAUAUGAAAGCAAUAAGUAUUCGUACAACUGUUUAAUUUUUAAAACUUCACAAAAAAAAAAACGAAAUUUACAUUAAUUUAUAAAUAAUUAAUACUUCCUUCGUGGGAUUUCCUUUUGAUUUUAUAAUUACUGCUACUCUUUUAGUCAUUAAAUUACCUAAAUGCCGAUGUUAUUCGGAGUGGGAUUUUCUUCCAUCUCUCUGUUAGAGCCAUUUUUAAAACUACUUUACUAGAAAUUGAAUGUUUUCUGAUUCGUACAAAGCAACAAACUGAUGUGUUUAUGUUACAAACUCUACUGUAAAUGGUUCAUCGUAAGAAUCGCACAAAUACUUAUUGCUUCUACAUUUCCACCAAUUUUUCGUAUAUUCUUGUUAAUUUCGCAAAUUAUAUAAACUAGUAAUUGUUGUUUGAACUAUAUUCUAGAGAUUUCCGAGAAUAUGUAGAAUAUCAUUAAUUAUAAAAAAAAGGAGUUAAUAAACUACAAUUUCACAGAAAAGAGUUUUUGGGAAAUUGAUCGGUGUACGAAUACAUUCUACUACAUCCACUGUAGAUAGACGAUUGUCCAUCACAUUAUGCCAAGCCAGUUAGAAAUUGGUUAAAUGAAAAUUAUGAUGACAGGUGGAUUGGUCGAGGAGAGCUAGAUCUAUGGCCUCCAAGAUCCCCCGAUUUAACUCCUCUCAAUUUUUAUUUAUAGGGAACUUUAAAAGAUAAAGUCUACAGUGCAGAAGUUACUUCGUGUGAAGAAUUAAAGCAACGGAUUAAUCCCUCCGUUGCUGAAAUGCAACCACAGCUGGGUAAAAUACGUAUUUUAAAUAGUAAAUAGUAAAUAAAUAUUUUAUUUCGAAUCAUGCAAGUAUUUUUUGAAAUAAAAUAUUUUAUUUGUGGUAAGAAAUUUUUAAGAUAAUAUUUCAAAUAAUAUUUUAUUUGAAAAUCACUGAAAAUAUUUGUACCAUAGUUCGGAAUAUUUUAUUUUACUAAAUUAUAGUGUAAACAAAAUAUAUGUAUAUAUCGAAUUGAGUAACUCCUCCUUUUUCGAAGUUGGAUACAAAAUAUAUUUAUUUUGGUAAUCUAAAACGAACGAAGUACUUUUCCUCUGCAUUAUAAACAUACAUUCAAUGUAGUUCUUCAAUGAAUACUUCUAUUAAGAAUCUUCAAUAAGAAUCUUCAUAAAAUGAAUGAUGGAAAGAGAUAUUCUUCAAUCGCAAGAAAUCAUAAUAUUUGCAAGAAAUAGUUUCUCCAUUUGUGUAUCGUACAUACGCAGUUUAUUUUCAAAUUAAGAACUAUGGAAAGUAUUCUAUUUUAUACUUUAUGUUAUUAAAAUGAAACAUAUUUUAUUUGAUAUGUUAGAUCAUCAAAAUAAAAUAUUAUAUUUGUUGAAAUUUUAUAUCCCAUUUGAAUACUAUUUUAUUUGAAUUAUGAAGAAUCUAUUAUUUGAAAUACAUUUAAAAUAUUUAUCCUACAAAUAUUACCCACCUCUGAAUGCAACAAAAUGAGGAAAAGAUUUAUUCUGUAAUAAGCUCCAUAAAAAAUCGAUGUCAAGUUUGUAUUUGCGCCCAAAAACGAUAUUUUGAAAUAAUCGGAUAGACACGUUUGACCUUUCAAUGUUCAGUAAAGUAAAAUCCACCGUCAUCAAUUCUAACUUUAUUUGUUUAUAACUUUGUAAUAAAGCGUUUCGGUGCAAACUUCAAAUAAAAUUUUUUUCUUAUUCCGACUCGUAGGAUAUGCUCUCCAAGCUUGUCCAUUAAAACCUGGGACACCCUGUAUACAUACUCGAAGCACUUGGGACCGAGUGGGAUCUACGCCAGAGAAUGUUUACUACCCUUACGUGUUUAUUAGUACGGGAAGGAAAACAGAAACAUUGAUAUGUGUCUAAGGAUAACAUUCUGAUGUAGUAGCGACUUCGUUAGCGUCGAUUUGUAAAUUAUUUUUAUUACUAGAUACGAAGGAUUCGCCGUGUCGUGAUCGAGCGUUUUAUGGAACUAGAGAUGGAUAGAAUUCAAUUCCAAUAUCAGAUGACGAAUAAACAUAUUGUACAGCAAUUGAUUGAAAUAAAUAGCUAGUAAUAAUGAUAUGUUAGUUUUAAGUCAUCUAGGUUUGAACUUACUAAAAGGUGAUAUUCGGUUGAUAAGGUAGAAUGAUCUGUUGGUAGAACUGUGUUAUAAAUACCGAGUUGGUAGGGCAGAAUGUAUGCAGGUAAUGUAGAACGCCGUUCAUAAGUAUUACAACCAAGUUGGAUGAUCCAUUACCGGCCGAGUGAACUGCUUUACUGUUCGAUUCUUCAAUUACGUCUUUUAUCAACAUUAUACUCUAUAUUUUUAUCGAAUUUUACCGAUAGAAUACUCUACCGAAUUUUACCUCCUCGCGCUAAGUUCUCAGAACUAUGUUUGACAUCCGAUGACUUUGCUAUAUCAUUGUUACUAUAGUUAUCGAGGCAAGUUUUUAUUCGUUCUACGAGAAAAAUAAUGUAAUUGUAUCAAAAAUUGACGAAGUAGGAAAAGAAGAAUAAAAGUCGGAGAAAUGACUCGAAAGUAAGCCCACAAAAUAUAUUAUUCUUAUGCACAGAGAUGUUGGCAAAGGCCGAAUAUAUCAUUGCCAUUCUCGUGGUGCAUAACUUAAAAACAGAAAUAAAAGAACAGUAUUGUGAUUUAGUCACAACGUUUAUUUGAUUAAAUAAACAAUCGUGUACUAGGUUUUUGUUCAACGAGCGACGGUUGAAAAGUUUUGACGAGGGCUUUGAAAAGACGACUGUUCACUUUUAUUCGUUAUUUAAUGAUUUUAUCUAAUUGAGAAUUUUUCCCAUCUCUUGGCAAUUGCUACCGGCGAAACCGUGAAAUCCUCGAUGAGCUAAAACCAAGAACGAAGUCUAGUCUCGAGUCCCUCGGAACUCGCGUCGGGCCACUUUCAAUCUCACUAGAUCACGUCGUGCCUUCGAGGAUGGGGCGAAAGUAAUCAAUCCUGGGCUACUUUUAUGGUUAUUGCAGCCAAUUAACCGAUAGUUGACGAUCCAGACGAUAUCGCACGGGAGAUGAUCGAAUAAUCGAUUUUAUCUCGUCUGUUUCGUUUUUAUUUUGUUUUCAUUUUUUAAUCUAUUCUCGCUGGAAUACGAAUCCGCGCACUGCCGUGAGAGAUGCGUGGCUCGAGAGACGCUGUUGUUCGUCGUUUAAGUUUUCUUUUUCAGUCUGUAAGCUAAUAAAUGAAGGUUAAUUUUUUUACCA